AUGGGAAAUGGUUGUAGUGGCAGAAAAUUUCGAAAAGAUUUAUCACCGCCGAAAAUUGAUACAACAACAUUGUUUACUGAUCAGAGUGAAAAUAACAGUCAUUUUAUUGCUGAAUAUACAAAUCAUAAUCGAUCAUCAUCUCCAUAUAUUGAGGGUAAACGUCGACAUAAUAUGAAAUUUUCUUCUGCUAAAAAUCAAGAUACAUCAAAUGAAAAUAAUAACGCACAAAGUUUAACAACCUGUUCUUCACUCAGCAGUUCAACUAGUCACGAUGUUAUUAGUUCAAUAUCAUCACUCAACAACAACAAUAUUAAAACAGAUAGUUGUUCUAUAAAAGGUGACCAUUCCGAUAAAUGUGAUGAUAAUCAUCAAAAUAGCAACAAAUCAGAUAAGUUUCAACAGCAACAAAGCAAGCAAAAUGAUAGUCGGAAAAUAUCGAAUUCAGCACAAUUGUCUAACUCGUCGUCCACAACCUCUCUAACAUCUAAAAAGUCGAAAUUGGACUUAUUAAGUUUAGAGCUACCAACGCAUAAUAUAAACAGUGAUAAAAAAGAAUUAGAAUAUUGUUUAAAUAACUCCCUAUUGUUAGUGACAGAUACAUCUUAUCCGACAGAAGAAAAAGAAAAUUUAAAUAAUAAUCAAAAACAUAUGUUUUAUAUUCAUUCAAUUGAAGCUAUUUAUGACCAUGAUUCAUUAAAUCUCAAUAAAUAA
Molecule: messenger RNA, 711 nt
Organism: Didymodactylos carnosus
Lineage: Eukaryota; Metazoa; Rotifera; Eurotatoria; Philodinida; Philodinidae
Source: the annotation of a GenBank genome assembly